Molecule: messenger RNA, 4081 nt
Organism: Saccostrea echinata
Lineage: Eukaryota; Metazoa; Mollusca; Bivalvia; Ostreida; Ostreidae
Product: protein kinase C iota type-like
Exons: 20
Coding region: 112-1911 (599 amino acids)
Biological process (GO): protein phosphorylation; establishment or maintenance of cell polarity
Molecular function (GO): protein binding; ATP binding; protein serine/threonine kinase activity
Source: RefSeq, a predicted model, not a curated record
CCGGUUUAAGUUGUAAACAUGGAGGAACUGAGUAAGCAGUGAGGAAUUACAGUGUGAUUGAACCGCUCAAAACUUGACCCAUUUAAUAUCAAACUUAAACAUCUUGCCAGGAUGCCAAUACAGGAGAAUGAGGAUCAUGAUGCAGUGCGCAUGAAAGUUGGAUAUAAUGGAGACAUUCUCAUCACAAGUAUCGGACCAGACAUAGCCUAUGCAGAUUUCUGUCUGGAGAUAAAAGACAUAUGUAAAUUUGAUGAUCAGCAACCAUUUACAGUCAAAUGGCUGGAUGAAGAAGGUGAUCCCUGUACCAUAUCCUCCCAGGUAGAGCUGAAUGAGGCUAUUCGCCUAUACGAUCUGAACAAAGACUCAGAACUGACCCUCCAUGUCUUUCCUAACGUACCGGAGAGACCGGGGAUGCCAUGCAGAGGAGAAGACAGAAAUAUGUACAGAAAAGGUGCAAGAAGAUGGAGAAAAUUGUAUAGGAUUAAUGGACAUCUCUUUCAAGCAAAACGUUUCUCCAAGAAAGCUUUCUGCUCCUUUUGCUCUGACAGAAUCUGGGGAUUAGGACGUCAAGGGUUUAAGUGCAUUCAGUGUAAAAUAGCUGUCCAUAAGAGAUGUCAUAAGUACCUGAAGGUUGUGUGUGGAGCCCCAGUUAUUACUGGAGCUAAACCUGAACCAAGAGAGGAUGUCAAACGGAAUUUACCAGAACUUCAGAAUCUGUCAAUGAAAGAGCCUAAUGGCCACCCAACACUUUCAGAGAAUGGAACUUCAAUAGAAAUUGGAGGGAAGGAGUUGACAGAAGAGAGUGAAGUUGAUACAGAGGCCCAGCCUGCAGUACAGACAACAAAUGGAACAGACUCGCAGCAAGUGACUCUUGAUCAGUUUGAACUUCUGAGAGUUAUCGGUCGUGGAAGUUACGCAAAAGUCCUGAUGGUAGAACAGAAACGUACAAAACGUGUCUACGCAAUGAAAGUCAUCAAGAAGGAACUUGUCAAUGAGGAUGAGGAUAUAGACUGGGUGCAGACAGAGAAGCAUGUUUUUGAGACAGCCACCAAUUACCCAUUCCUUGUGGGCCUUCAUUCCUGUUUCCAAACUCCCAGCAGAUUGUUUUUUGUAAUUGAGUUUGUGAGUGGAGGAGACCUUAUGUUUCACAUGCAGAGACAGAGGAAGUUACAUGAGGAGCAUGCUCGGUUCUACUCUGCCGAAAUCUGCUUAGCUCUUAAUUUCCUUCAUGAAAGAGGCAUUGUAUACAGAGAUCUGAAGCUGGACAAUGUGUUGCUGGACCAUGAGGGACAUGUGAAACUGACAGAUUAUGGCAUGUGUAAGGAUGGAUUGCGACCAGGUGACACUACAUCAACAUUUUGUGGAACGCCUAAUUAUAUAGCACCAGAAAUUUUACAAGGACAUGAUUAUGAUUUUAGUGUUGAUUGGUGGGCAUUAGGGGUACUGAUGUUUGAGAUGUUGGCUGGGAGGUCACCGUUUGAUGUGGUGGGCGGGGCUGAAAACCCUGACCAAAACUCCGAGGAUUACCUAUUCCAGAUUAUCCUGGAGAAAACUAUCAGAAUCCCCCGCUCACUUUCUGUAAAAGCAGCAUCCAUCCUCAAAGGAUUCCUUAACAAGAACCCAACAGAGAGACUUGGAUGCCAUCAUGAGACAGGUUUCAAUGACAUCCAGUCCCACCCUUUCUUCAGAGCCGUUCAAUGGCAUGAGCUGGAACAGAAGUUAGUCACUCCACCAUACAAGCCAAACCUGAAAUCUGAUCGAGAUCUAGAACACUUUGACCCUGCUUUCACAGAUGAACCAGUUCAGCUAACACCAGAUGAUCCGAAAGUGAUUGAUAAGAUAGAGCAGUCUGAGUUUGAUGGUUUUGAGUAUGUGAACCCCCUGUUGAUGUCACUCGAGGACUGUGUAUAGCAGAGUCAUUAGCCACACCCAUGAAUCAGGGUGACAGGUGCUUUGUAUCAAGAGCCGGGAACCAGACAAUCUUCUUCAUGUACCUCAACCUUGUUGGAAGGAAUGGUGAGAAAAUGGCAUAGAUCAGGGUUGUGAAGAGUAAAUCACUGAUUGUGGAUAUUGAUGCUAAUCAUUUUGUGAUAUAUGUUUACAGAAAAAAAAACUAUUUGCAACUGUACAUUUGAAUAUUUUACCAAAAGAUUCAGUAUCUUAUAAGGACACUGGUUUUUGCUUAUUUCUUGUCUUUAAGUGUUUUUUUGGUGAAUUGUUUGUUUAUAGAAGUCAUUGAGAUUGUAAUAUUCUUUGUUAUUUAACUGUGGAGGAUAGAGAAACAGAUACGCUGUAUGUAUAUACUUUUAUGUUUGUAGAUGCAAUGUAUUUUCUUUGAUAAGAGACCCAUGUUGUGAAUUGGGUGGAAAUUUUUUUUUUUUUUGCAAUAUUUCUCUGUAUCAUUUUUGUACAACGAAUGAGGUUAAUUGUCUACUGAAGCAGAGCAUUACUACUACUGUAAAUAUAUAUGUACAUUUCUAAUCAGAUCAUUAUCUAUAGAUCUUAAAAGUAGACUCAUUUUUUCCUUCACAAUAUCGUUUUUGUCACAAUCAGAGUGUGUCAAAAUCAUAGUGUGUGAAAGGGGGGAGGGGAUUAAUAGAUCUGAUAUUAUAAUAAUUGAAUCAUGUCUUUUUCAUUAUUUUUGAUCUUGUGAAUUCACACUUUUCACCACCUACAACUAUGGUGAAAAUACAUAAUUAUUGUAUUUAACAAUGUAUGAAAAGAUAAAUUUCUUUGUAAAGAGAAGCAGUAUUGUAUAUUGUUUAUUUACCAAUGUACAGUGUAUUUGUGAAUGUUUAUUUGUUCAAGUUGUUUGAUUUCAAUUUUUGAAGACCAAGUGCAAUGUGAUUAUUUAUGUUAGUCAUAAGAAGUGCUGCAUUAUUGUUUGAGUGAUGCUAUAACAGCUUUUUUUUUUUUUUUUUUUUUUUUUUUUUUUUUUUUUUUUUUUUUUUAAAAAAAACAAUGGAUUUCUGUUUGACUACAUUACAACAAUGCCACUUUGAUUUUUUUUUUUAUUUAUUUAACCUUUUUUUCUGCUGUUUCCUAAACUUGAUCAAGGCAGAUUUUGGGAAGGAAUAAUAUUAUUUAAAUUUUCAUUUUCGUUAACUUUCUUUUUAAUUGUCUAAACUGUUAAUCUCACAUUUGAGAGAAAGCACAAGAUCUACUAAGAUAUAAAUUUCAUUGUUACAUAUCAACUUAAUAUUAUGUCCAAUAGUUAAUUGUUUACAGUAUAUCAACUUAACAUUAUGUCCAAUAGUCAAUUGUUUACAGUAUAUCAACUCAACAUUAUGUCCAAUAGUUAAUUGUUUACAGUAUAUCAACUCAACAUUAUGUCCAAUAGUCAGUUGUUUACAGUAUAUCAACUUAAUAUUAUGUCCAAUAGCUAUAGGAAAUACUGUAGGUCAUAUUUUAUGUACAUGUAAUAUUGGGUCAAGUCAUUAAUACUAAAUCAAAAUCUGUAAAAUAACAUCUACAGUAUACAAUUAUUAUUAUUAUCACUAUUAUUGUCUUCCAUUGAAAAAACCUGUGGAUUUUUUAAGGGAGUUUAUUUAAUUUUAUACAUGUACUGCCUAUCCAACCUAUAUUUAACAGUCAUUUAAUUAUUUAUGUAUGUAAUUAAUGAAUUGUUCAUACAGUGAUUUGACUGUGUUUUACUCGAUUUUUUUUUUUUUUAAAUAAUUUAUAUUUUUUGUACAGAACAUAUCCAACAUUACGCAUUGAGUGUACAAUUUAAAAUACUUGCGGUUUAAUGAUUUAAGGAUAGAUGUGAUGACUUAAAGCUCUUUUUGUCCAUUAAAUUGCAACCAUUGGAACAAAUUUUUCCAUCAAAGAUUCAUUGAUGAUCUUUUAAUGUACAAACUAGGUUAUUUACAUACUGUUUGAUUAGUUUUGUUUAAAAUGACCAACUUUUUACAAAUUGGACUCGCAAAGGCAUUCCAAAUAAGUUUUGCUUUACUUUGAUUUGUAUGUUAUUUUUGUGCAAAGUUACAAUUGGUUGUGAUAUUCCAAGUUUCAAAAUACAUUGUACAUUGUGUGUGUUUUGUCCUUCUGUUUUCAAACAAUAAAUCAUUUAUGACCAGGA